UAUGAACUGUUGUCUUAUAGCGACACGCUGGCUCAGGCAGAGAAACUGGUGCAGUUGAUGAGAGCUGACACAAACGUGGACUUCGCCAACUCCUGGAAGCUGAUCACACUCUUUAUUGGAGCCAACGACAUAUGCGACUACUGCAAGGAUGAGAAGACCUUUAGCGCAGAGAGCUACCUCAACAACCUCAGGCUGGCCCUGGACUACCUCCACCAGCACGUGCCGCGAGCCUUCGUCAACCUGGUGGAGCUGUUGCCGGUAGAGUCUGUCCGCAACCUGGGCGACAACCUCCUCUGUAAGACAGUCCACUCGGCCGUGUGUCACUGUGUCGCCAACCCCUCCAGUGAGGAGGAGGCGCGACGUGCUGUUCGGCUAAGGGAAGAGUAUCAGAAGGUGACACAGAACCUGGUGGCCUCGGGCCGAUACGACACACGAGACGAUUUCACAGUGGUUCUGCAGCCCUUCUACAGGAAUAGUACUUUACCAACUACGUCGGACGGACAAGUCGACCUGACCUACUUCGCCAGCGACUGCUUCCAUUACAGCAAGAAAGGUCAACAGUCUGUGGCCGAAGCACUCUGGGACAACAUGAUACAGCCAGUCGGAUGUAAACAAACUUCGUGGAAACAUGGAUAUCCAAUUACCUGUCCUACAGAAGAAAACCCCUACCUGUACACGGCUAAAAAUAGCAACUCUACCCGGACUCAAUAG
Molecule: messenger RNA, 711 nt
Organism: Candidula unifasciata
Lineage: Eukaryota; Metazoa; Mollusca; Gastropoda; Stylommatophora; Geomitridae
Source: the annotation of a GenBank genome assembly